Molecule: messenger RNA, 1101 nt
Organism: Anisakis simplex (herring worm)
Lineage: Eukaryota; Metazoa; Nematoda; Chromadorea; Rhabditida; Anisakidae
Source: the annotation of a GenBank genome assembly
AUGGGGGGCAGAAGGCGUCGCCAUAGGGAGAGGGCAGAGGAGGCAAUCAACGACGUCAACGUUCGUUACACGAAUUUUGUGUGGCGCGUCGUGGAAGGAGAACCGGGCCAUCCGGAAACGAGGCCCGAGUUCGUGGAAUCGGACCUGUUCGCCAGCGAAAUGAAUCAAUGGGCAGUUCCGGUUCCAGCCGAACUGAAUCGUGGGGAACGCCCACCACCUGAGCGGGAGGGACCCGCCGAACCAGAACCGCAACCUGAGGAGGAAGAAGAAGACGCUAACAACAUAAUGGACUUUAACGAAAUUAACAAUAUUGACGACAAUAACGAUAUUAACAACGACAACCCUAACGACGACAUUAACAUUAACGAAGAAGAUAACAUUAACGACGACGAUAUUAACGAAGAUAACCAAGAAAUUAACGACGACAUUAACAUGGCCCAACCACAAGAGGGGCCUGCGCAGCCCCGCUAUUUUCUGCGCAGGCCCCACGUCCCCAGGCAGCCACUCAGAAGGCAGCACGAGCCGCAGGUAUUCCGGCCGCACAAUAUUGAGAAUCUGCGGCCGGAACAUCAAGCCGAGUUAACGGCACCAGAACAAGAGGCAUAUCACGUCAACGACGACAACACAAUCUGGUGCCGUUUACCCGGCUGCGCCAGGCCCAACCAGCCAUUCAAAACGGUUCGGGCCUGGAAGAUUCAUGUGCAGAGAGCCGCCUGCCACAGAGGCGAGACUCUCUGCACAUCCUGCGGCCACCACGUGGCCAUGCCCUCCUCGGCGCACCUCUCGGCCGCCGAGAUCAAAACAAUCAUGGACGCCCACAAAACCGAGAGGUGCGUCGGCGCCACCAGACAAGUUAUGAAGGCGCGCAAAACCGCCGCCGAGCGCCUAAUGAUUCUGGGCCGCGAUAACUCGCAUAUCGCGGUUCCAGAUGAAGACGCGGAAGAGGUCCAGGUGUCCUCGUCCAAUCCUCGCAAGAGGCACCUGGCCUCCGAGGCGGCGUGGAGGGCAGACCAGUGCUGCCUGUACCUCAAAAGGUUCAAGGAAGACCAUCCCGAUCUAAUGGCGCAGAUCGGGAUGGAGCAUCAGCUCAGAUUCGACUGA